AUGCUCAUUAGCCAGGGCGGCUUCUGCGUGGCGUACCUCAUAUUCAUAGGCCAGAACGUGUCCAGCGUGCUUUCACACUCUACCAGACACAAGACGCUCGUCAUUGCCGCCGUUGCGCCCUUAGAGGUUCUGCUCUCUUGGAUGCGCUCUCUCACGCGCCUUGCUCCUUUCAGCAUAUUUGCGGACGUGGCCAACAUCUCAGCCUUCGCCCUGGUCAUCUGCUAUGGCAUCCUCUCCUUCCACGGCUUCUCCCACCUCUCCGCCUUUACGGGCCUCUCCAAUGCGCCCAUGGCUCUCGGCGUAGCAGUCUACGCAUUCGAGGGCGUCGGCAUGACUCUCCCCUUGCAGGCCUCCAUGAAACAGCCCAGCCGGUUCCCCUCGGUUCUCGCGCUCGGCCUCGGGAUCAUCUCAGUGACUUAUGCAGCGGUUGGCCUGGCGGGGUAUGUAGGAUACGGGGAGGAUACUCAAGAAAUUAUCACGCUGAAUUUGCCGCCGGGGUGGCCGUCAGAAGCAGUGAAGCUGGGGAUCUGCGCUGCUCUCUUCUUCACAUUCCCAGUCAUGAUGCAUCCGGUGCAUGAGAUUUACGAGCGCCGGCUCUACCUCUCUCCCUGGGUGCAACGGCACGUGCUUUCGAACAAUACCCUUCGCCGCACGCUUUUCCGCUCGCUCCGUUCAAUGGCUGUCUUGGCAGUGGCGCUGGUGGCUGUGGGCGUGCCGCAUUUCUCGGCGUUCAUCUCCCUUAUAGGCUGCAGUGUAUGCUCCGCAUUAGCCUUUGUCUUCCCUGCACUGUUUCAUCUGAAGGCCUGUAAAGGCCGGACGAGUGGGGUGGUGGUGGCUGGGAACUGGUUUCUGGUGGUGUUUGGGGUGGCGUUUGGCUUCUGGGGGACGCUAGAUGCUGUCAGGAGAUUUCAACAAGGUGACGUCACAGCAACAAAUCCAAGCUGCCGGCUCGCCGUCAUCAUGAAGCGCGGUGACCGUUGCCGUCUGCUGUCUCUCCCGGACGAGAUUCUCGAGUUUAUCCUCAGCACCGUCACGCACCCAUCCGACCGUUGCAACGUCGCGCUCGUCUGCUCCCGCUUCAACCGCAUCUCGCGCCGCACGCCGCACUCGAUGCUCGUCGAGUUCAUGAGUUAUCAGCGCUGGGGUUCCAAAGUCCGGGAUUGGUUGAGCGAGUUCGACAUUAAAUCGAGGGCAUUUCCCCGCAUUACCAGUGUGACCGUCCUCCUGUCGAACACCCUGCGAGACUAUCUACUGGCGGGUAUUGGUGCCACGUGCGGGCAGCUGAAAGAGUUAAAGCUGUUUGCGGUGGACUGGGAGAGUUUCGAAGCCACUGCUAGUGGGUGGCGGUCGCUUGCUCGGCAAUGCCCCCAUCUGACUCAUCUCGAGCUCAGCUCCCGUUUCGUCCGCAAUACAUCCCGCCGCCGCUACGAAGACAGGACCCCCCUGCCGCCUCUCCACGCCUUCCCCUCGCUCCGCUCCGUAACCCUCGGCUUCCACCCCAAGGAAAUCUCCCCCCUCCUCCGCUGCUCCGCGCUCACAUCUCUCUCCCUCUGGCAGCCCACCGGCGGCGACCUCGCCUGCCUCGCUUCUCCCUGCUUCUCCCCCUCCUUCCGCUCGUCUCUCCAGUCCCUCACCAUUCAAUUUGGCAACUUAACGAACUACCUUCCCCGCGUGUCGUCUUUCACUCUCCUCUCCUCCCUCUCCCUCGAGUCUUGCACAUUCAACCCGUGCGAGCUCCACUCCCUCGCGCGCUCCCUCCACUCCCUCACCCACCUCACCAUCGACAAUUGCCCCUCGGUCUGCGGCCGUGCCGUGGCAGCAAUGGUUCGAGCCAAUCCCUCCCUCUCCACGCUCUCUCUCUGCGGCAGCAACUACCGUCUCUUCAGUUCCAAGCCCCUCUCAGCCGUGCUGCGCCUGUCGUCCCGGAAGCUUCAGACGCUCACGCUUGCGGGUCUGCCGUCGUUCCGCCCGGGAAUGCUUGCGGGGUGCAGCAGCCUUGAGUCGCUCACUCUCCAACGAGCAGAGGGGUCGCUAGAGGGGCUGCUCGCCAUGCUCGUCCGGGUGGUUGAGGCGGGGGGAGGGGCGGAACGAGGUGAGAAUACGCCUGCGGGCGCGGGUUCGGGUGCAAGUGCGAGUGCGAGUGCGAGUGCGGGUGCGCCUGCAUCUGCUCUUGCAGGGGCGGCGGCAGAGGUGAGGAUAAAGGGGAACCGGCGCACCUACGUCGAUAUCCGCGCAGCAGCAGCGUCGGCGCGCGCCGACGCGGCCUCAGCAUGGAGAGACAUGAACCGGCUAAUCGAUGCGGCGGGGGAGCAAGUGGGCUCCGCGCACGUGGAAGCGGACACCGCGCGGCGACACCAGUGGCUGCACGCGGAAAAGCCCGCCAUCAAGAAGAUCAUAAACGCGAUUUCCGCCUGCCAGUCCGCGUCCGCGGGGGCGUGGGACGCGAACGCCGCGAGGGAGAAGGCGCGCGCUGUGGCGCGACUCUCCGCCAUCGCCGCCGCUGGCGCCGCCCCUGGCGCCGCCGCUGGCGCUGCCGCCGCUGGCGUGACAGGGGUUUUCACAACGGAGUUUCACGGAAAGGAGGAGGAACGAUGGUCGGAAGACGCGGACCGAGAGGCUUGGGGUUUAGGCUCGGUGUUGUUCACCGACUUUACAGACGGAGAGUACCGUGCAGGCGCAACCCCCGAUGGGCCUCACCACUUCAUGUUGGAGAGGGAUCCGAGUGACGGCAUUCCCAAGGCGUCGCGUGAAGAGCUGUACGCGACGCUAGAUGCGUUGUAUCAGCAGCUGCGCCCGCAUCAGUCGGCCAUGCGCGAGAGCGUUGAGGCGCUGCUUGCGGGGGAGGAUGCUGAGGGCGGGAUUGUUGGGGCGGUAGCAGCAGCGGGUGGGGCGGCAGCAGCAGCGGGUGGGGGGGCAGAACCAGUGGGCGAAGCAGCAGGAGGUACCCCAGGAGUGGAGCAACAGGCGGAAGCUGCACAGGGACAAGGCGUGCAAGAGAGAGUGGACGUCGAGGGAGUGCAAGAGGAGGGAGCACAGAGGGGGGAAUCUCUAGGGGAGGGAAAAGAAGAAAGGGCAAGCAGCAGCAGGCUUGCAGCGGCUAAGAUGCAUGAAGAAUCUCAAAGGGUAACGCGAGUGGAUGUGGUCUGCCCGUCCCUGGCUUCCUUGGUUCUGGAAAACAUCCAGUACAGUCCUCCUUCUGGGCCUGCUUCUGAGAAUCUUCCCUCUACAUCCCCCCUCAUGGUUCCAGUUUCCCGUACUCCUCCUUCCUCCACAUUCUACCCCGCAACUUCCCUCUCCUACCCUGGUUCUACCCCAAGUGCUUCUCCCAGUCAGCAGCGGUGGUCGUUUGAGAGCAUUGCCUUGGCGGCUGUGUUUGGAGGGCUGAGACGGUUGGAAGUGGUGCAGUGCGGUAGGGUGGGGGAGGAGCAGCUGAGGGCAGUGCUGCGUGCAUGCCGGGUGUUGGUGGAGCUGAGAGUAGAGCACAGCGAUGCCAUGUCUGAUAAAGUGCUCCUCUCAUGCCCAAUCCACACGCUCACCCAUGCCACUCUCAUUGCUUGCAACGGCAUCACUGCUGCUGGGGUGAUCGGGUUGCUUGCAAGCUUCCCAAGGCUGAGGCAGUUAAAGGUGGAAGCGGAUAAGGUUCUUGAACGGGCUAGGCGGAAGUUGCUUCGUGCUGGUGUGGUCGUGAGGGGGGUGUGA
Closterium sp. Yama58-4 is the source of this 3699-nucleotide messenger RNA. The record is from the annotation of a GenBank genome assembly. Lineage: Eukaryota; Viridiplantae; Streptophyta; Zygnematophyceae; Desmidiales; Closteriaceae.